AUGGAAGAGCACACUGCUUUUCGUGACCAAGGUGAGAGAGGCAAGAAUAGACCCCUCAGAAGGGAAAUUCGGUACUUGGAAUGUCACCCAAUAUUCUCAGCUGUUGGAGAAUGCAAGUAUGUUAAGGCCAUUCCUCAUGGAAGUGGGGGGUUACUCGACUCUGACACUCUUUAUGGUCUUGCUCGUGAUCUACCACGCAGCCCAAGAAGGUAUACAGCAGAGAAUUCUGUGAAGUUUGGGGCUCCUCGGGAUACGGAUCACCCUGAACUAAGACAGCCACUAGCCAUGGAAGUUUGGGAGUCUAUAUUGAAAACAACUAAACCCAAGUCUAAGAUUACAGUAUUAACCAAUGGACCCUUGACUAAUCUGGCAAAGGUUGUAUCAAUGAAAAACAUGAGCUCUAGAAUUGAGGAGAUCUAUGUAGUCGGGGGACACAUAAGCAUCAAUGCAAAUGACAAGGGAAACAUCUUUUCAGUUCCUUCCAACCAAUAUGCAGAAUUCAACAUGUUCCUUGAUCCUUUAGCAGCCAAGACAGUGUUUGAAUCAAAAGUUAGCAUGACACUCAUUCCACUGAGUACACAGCGCAGAGUAAGUUCGUUUCCAAGCAUCAUAGGCGAGUUGCGAAGGACACCAAGAACACCCGAGGCUGUGUUUUCCGAGCGUCUAUUGUCAACUCUAUACCGUUUAAAGCGAACCCAUUACAGAUAUCAGCAUAUGGACACAUUCUUGGGGGAAAUUCUUGGUGCAGUUGUGUUGGGUGAUAGGCGUUCAGGUCUUGAUCCAAAGUUUAAGGUGAAGGAAGUUAAAGUGUUGGCUGAUGGUGAUGAAUGGAGUGAUGGAAGAAUUGUGGUGGAUGAGAAAGGUGGAAAAUUAGUGAGAAUUUUAAGCAGUGUGGAUGUACUUUCAUAA
Cajanus cajan (pigeon pea) is the source of this 909-nucleotide messenger RNA. The record is from RefSeq and is a predicted model, not a curated record. Lineage: Eukaryota; Viridiplantae; Streptophyta; Magnoliopsida; Fabales; Fabaceae.